Messenger RNA from Cydia amplana, 1067 nucleotides. It is a transcript of the gene Rab39, whose product is annotated as ras-related protein Rab-39B. The record is from RefSeq and is a predicted model, not a curated record. Gene Ontology annotation, cellular component: Golgi apparatus. Gene Ontology annotation, molecular function: GTP binding; GTPase activity. The transcript is spliced from 3 exons. Gene Ontology annotation, biological process: Rab protein signal transduction; vesicle-mediated transport. Lineage: Eukaryota; Metazoa; Arthropoda; Insecta; Lepidoptera; Tortricidae. Bases 70 to 738 code for a protein of 222 amino acids.
AAGUCAUUUGAUGUGAUACGUAAUUUUUGACGGAACCUUUGUUGGUAUCAAUUUUAUGUUAUUUAUAAAAUGGUUGAUCCAAUAUUCGACUACCAGUUCAGGCUUAUUCUAAUCGGAGACAGUACAGUGGGCAAGAGUUCGUUGCUGAAAUAUUUCACAGAUGGAAAGUUUGCAGAGUUGUCUGACCCGACGGUGGGGGUAGAUUUCUUCGCUAGGAUAAUAGAAGUACAAGACGGGACGAGAAUUAAAUUGCAGCUAUGGGACACUGCUGGUCAGGAAAGAUUUAGAUCUAUAACGAAAUCGUAUUAUAGAAACUCUGUUGGUGCGCUGCUAGUGUACGACGUAUGUAACAGAUCAAGUUUUGAGCACAUACCGCUGUGGAUGAUGGAGGCCAAGAGGCACAUAGAGCCCCACAGACCAGUGUUUGCUUUAGUGGGGUGUAAAAUCGACCUUGUAGGAACAGACAACAAGAAUGGUGCUAGAAGGGAAGUGUCUUGUGAAGAGGCCAGAAUGUUUGCUGAAGAAAAUGGUCUUCACCAUGUAGAAACAUCAGCCAAAACAGGCAUGAAUGUAGAAGAAGCUUUCGUACUUGUGGCCCAAGAAGUGUACAACCGCAUCCAAACAGGAGAGUACAAAGUAGAGGACGGCUGGGACGGAAUCAAGACAGGCUUCAACCGGCCCAAUGGGAUGGACUUCAACUUGCUCGAGGCCGAAACUGUCCAGUCCACUUGUUGUUAAAUGUACAUAUUGACAGUAGUAUAGCUCAUGUAACGCAUAAGCAUAAUUUUAUAACAUUCAAUUAAUUAAGGUUUAGCGCGAAGUUAUUUAUAGUGCACUACACUGUGUAAUGCAUUUGUCUAUGGCCACAGUCAUUGAUCUGCAAUACUCAAAUAUUAAAUCGGUUAAUUAUCGUUCCAUAGAUAAAAGUUGUGUUGGUCUCAAAUUUGUAAAAGCCAUACAGCCUAAACCGAGAACCAAAGAAAAAAAAUGUUGUUAACUUGAUCUUUUAUUGAUUUUUGAAGUCAGUACUAAUACUAACAUUCUAAUAAUUAUAAUUUUACAAUUUA